Molecule: messenger RNA, 2211 nt
Organism: Propithecus coquereli (Coquerel's sifaka)
Lineage: Eukaryota; Metazoa; Chordata; Mammalia; Primates; Indriidae
Gene: TAFA2
Product: family with sequence similarity 19 (chemokine (C-C motif)-like), member A2
Exons: 5
Coding region: 1567-1962 (131 amino acids)
Molecular function (GO): receptor ligand activity
Source: RefSeq, a predicted model, not a curated record
UACACCAAUAUCCGCCUCUUUUUUUUUUUUUACUGUCUCUUCUUUUUCUGCAGGACAGUUGUUUGCUCUCAGCAGCAGCUGCCGGAGCUAGCAGAACUGGCCGUCGGGAGAGAGACGGAGGCAGGCAACGCCGCCUGGUCCUGCCAUCCCAUUUCACUGCUCACCUCAACCUGGAGAGUCAGGACCUAUUCUCUCCCUGCACUCGCUCUGCGCGAUGCGCGGGGGCCGGUCACUCCAUACUGCCCGGACAGCCAGGCUGGGUGGAACAGGGUUCUAGAGUGGAACAGGGGGUUCUGCCUUUACUGUGACUUUCUGAAAGCUCACCGUCAGUGUCUUUUGACAGUACAGCGCCUGGCGUGGGACGCGGAGAGGAGGCUUUAGUUGCCAAACGGCUUCUUUCUCCUCUGGUGGUUUGGAUUUGUUUCCUCAGCCCCCUCCUCCCUCCCUUUUUUCUCCCCUCCCGCCUUUAGCGAGGUGACACAGGCGACACCUGCUCGCUUGUGUUCGAUAUUGGGACUCGCACCUUCUCGGUGGAGACGGUGCCAGGGCACUGGUGACCGGGGGACCGCGCGGGUUUCCCUGCCUGGCGGCCCAUGAUGCCUAGAGGGGCCGCGGGUGGGCUGCGGGGAGCCCUGCCCGCAGCGCUGCAAGGCGGCAUUGAGCGGCUGCAGCCGGCCGGGAGCUGCUGCUAAGCGGGCUCGAGCUGACGGCGCAAAGUCUCCGAGAGGGCACCGGCGGGGACCUGUCUGCGGACCGCGGGAACGCGGGCACCGGGACCGAGGAACACGAGCGUCCUGCGGGGAGACGUCUGCUGGGCUCAGAGCCUCUCCUGCCCCACGCGACUCCUCCACAGCGGAGACCCGGGACCUGCGAGAGCCGGGGAGCUCGGGAAGUGCGUGGCGGAGGCUGCUUCCCUGAAGGUGAAUCAUUCCGUCCAAUUGCCUUUCCCCAGAGAACGAGAGGGCGGGCGGGAGAGAGGGAACAGAGGACGUGCGAGAGUGUGUGCGUGUGAGGGAGAGGCAGCGUGAGGCGGGCGGAAAAGUCUUUCCUCGGCGUUAAAAGCAAACAAAUCAGAGAUGGAAGAAGAGCGGUGAUUGCAGCGAGACCGCCUUGAUUCUCGCAGUCGGGGGAGCUGAGCGCACCGCGCGCACCCGGCGCGGACAGCGGGCGGCCGAGGGCUUCGGGACUUUGGCGUUGCCUCAGUAAACAAAUCUUUUGAUUACUUUGACAGUGUGGAAUAAAGAGAGGGGGAAAAGAGAUCUGGCGCGCGCACUCCAUCUUCCCCAGCUGCUUUAGGGGGUUCACAUUCGGAUGUCAAGAGAUUCCCGAUCCCUCUUUGCCAUCGGAGGAGGACACACACACGCGCGCGCACACUCGCACGCUCAGGGGCACACUCACACGCCCUCCACGAGCACACAGCACCAGCCUUCGGUUCCCUAUGCCCCUGGAUGGUGACGGCGGAUUGGCAUCUUGGAAGCGAUGCAAGAGCGGUAAGGCUGGCGCCGGCCCGCGGAAGCUGCAGGAGCAUCGCUAGGUGUUGCCGCCACCGGGAAGCCGUGCUGCAGGAUGAAUAAGAGAUAUUUACAGAAAGCAACAAAAGGAAAACUGCUAAUAAUAAUAUUUAUUGUAACCUUGUGGGGGAAAGUUGUAUCCAGUGCAAACCAUCAUAAAGCUCACCAUGUUAAAACGGGAACUUGCGAGGUGGUGGCACUCCACAGAUGCUGUAAUAAGAACAAGAUAGAAGAACGGUCACAAACAGUCAAGUGUUCCUGCUUCCCCGGGCAGGUGGCAGGCACCACUCGAGCUGCUCCAUCUUGUGUGGAUGCUUCCAUAGUGGAACAGAAAUGGUGGUGCCAUAUGCAACCUUGUCUAGAGGGGGAGGAAUGUAAAGUUCUUCCAGAUCGGAAAGGAUGGAGCUGUUCAUCUGGGAAUAAAGUGAAAACAACUAGGGUAACUCAUUAACUAAGGAUAAAUCAGGUGAUCCUCAAGGCUGAUGACAUUGAACAUACGCAUAGAAACUUAACUCCUGAGGUGACCUCGAAGGAAGAUUUUUAUAUCACUCAGAAGAGGCCCACCAGGGUCUAUUUCCAAGGGAUUUCAUUGGACUCCUCUUGAAAUCAAGACUUUUAAAAAGACAUGAACUUCAAUGUCAUGAAGAUUUCAUCAGAUUUGAACUGUGUUCAACUUGUAAAAUUGCUAAAAGAAUUUCAA